UAUAAUUUCUUUUUUAAUUUAAUGGACGCCCAAUGGAUUGGGUAAUAAUUGAUUUCGAUUCUGCAUAUAAGGUGUUCGAUAAAAUGACAGAGAGAAAUGUUGUUUCUUGGACUUUGCUGAUAACUAGGCUUCAGCAAUUGGGCUAUUCACGAGAUGCCAUUGAUUUUUUUAUCAAUAUGGUUUCGAGUGAGUAUAUACCAGAUAAAUAUGCACUAAGCGGGGUUGUUUCAGCUUGUGCAGAAUUGAGAUUGUUAUCAUUUGGGCAGCAAUUGCAUUCUUGGGCCAUAAAAUCAGGAUUGUUUUUGGAUGUUUGUGUUGGGUGUAGUUUGGUGGAUAUGUAUGCAAAGAGUAGAAAGGAUGGAUUUAUGGCUGAUUCUAGGAAGGUGUUUGAUCGGAUGUCAGAUCAUAAUGUUAUGUCUUGGACUGCAAUUAUUACAGGGUAUGUGCAGAGUGGAGGGUAUGAUAUGGGAGCUGUUGAAUUAUUCCUUGAAAUGAUUAAAGGACAAGUCAAACCAAACCAUUUCACAUUGUCUAGCAUUCUCAAGGCAUGUGCAAAUCUUUCUGAUCUGCCUACGGGUGAACAAGUUUAUGCCUAUGCAGUGAAAUUGGGGCUCGCAUCAGUUAAUUGUGUGGGGAAUUCUCUUAUUAGCAUGUAUGCUCGAAGUGGUAAUAUGGAAAAUGCUAGGAAAACUUUUGAUGUUCUAUUUGAGAAGAAUUUGAUUUCUUACAAUACAAUUGUCAAUGCUUAUGCAAAGAGUUUGAAUUCUGAAGAAUCAUUUGAGCUUUUUAUUGAAAUUGAGGAUACAGGGACUCAGGUUGAUGCUUUUACAUUUGCUAGCCUUCUGAGCGCAGCAUCUAGCAUUGGUGCAAUUGGUAAAGGUGAGCAAAUCCUUGCUCGGAUACUGAAAUCAGGUUUCAACUCAAGCCUUCACAUUUCUAAUGCUUUGAUCUCUAUGUACUCUAGAUGUGGAGAUAUAGAAGCUGCUUUUCAAGUUUUUAAUGCUAUGGGAGAUCGCGAUGUUAUAUCUUGGACUUCAAUGGUCACCGGUUUUGUAAAACAUGGAUUUGCUGUAAGGGCUUUGGAGACCUUCCACAAAAUGCUAGAGGCAGGUGUGAGGCCAAAUGAGAUCACAUAUAUUGCUGUUUUAUCAACUUGUAGUCAUGUGGGUUUGAUUUCUGAGGGAUGGAAACACUUCAAAUCAAUGAGUAUGGAACAUGGUAUUGUCCCAAGGAUGGAACAUUAUGCUUGUAUGGUUGAUUUACUAAGCCGAUCAGGAUGUCUUGAGGAAGCAAUGGAACUCAUUAACUCGAUGCCUUUCAAGGCUGAUGAUUUGGUACUUCGUACUUUUCUCGGAGCUUGUCGAGUACAUGGUAACAUAAAUCUUGGGAAACAUGCUGCUAAGAUGAUUCUUGAGCAAGACCCAAAUGACACAGCGGCAUACAUCCUUCUAUCAAAUUUGUAUGCUUCUAAUGGUCAAUGGGAUGAAGUGGCAGAAACUAGAAAAAACAUGAAAGAGAGAAAUUUGACUAAAGAAGCAGGUUGUAGCUGGAUCGAGGUGGAAAAUAAAGUGCAUAAGUUCUAUGUGGCUGAUACUUCACACCCACAAGUUUUAGAGAUUUAUGAUGAACUGGAUCAAUUGGCUCUAAAAAUAAAGGAAUUGGGCUAUGUUCCAAGCACAGAUUUUGUUCUUCAUGAUGUUGAGGAGGAGCAAAAGGAGCAAUAUUUGUUUCAACACAGUGAGAAAAUUGCUGUUGCAUUUGGUUUCAUCAGCACAUCUAAAUCUAAACCAGUAAGGGUUUUUAAGAAUCUUAGAGUUUGUGGAGAUUGUCACACAGCAUUCAAAUACUUUUCAAUCGUCAAAGGAAGAGAAAUUGUGGUGAGGGAUUCCAAUCGAUUCCAUCAUUUCAAGGAUGGGAAAUGCUCUUGUAAUGAUUACUGGUAAAAUGAGUUGGAGCUAAUGGUGAUCUUGAUCUUAUUCUUGAGUUGUCUCGAUGUACUGCUUGUAAUGCGAUUGCAAAUAGCUUCCAAAUUUCAAGAAUUGUCACUUUGAUGAUCA
Messenger RNA from Hevea brasiliensis (rubber tree), 2057 nucleotides. Its product is annotated as pentatricopeptide repeat-containing protein At3g49170, chloroplastic-like. The transcript has a single exon. Gene Ontology annotation, biological process: RNA modification. Gene Ontology annotation, molecular function: zinc ion binding; RNA binding; protein binding. NCBI's taxonomy places the organism in Eukaryota, Viridiplantae, Streptophyta, Magnoliopsida, Malpighiales, Euphorbiaceae. The record is from RefSeq and is a predicted model, not a curated record. Bases 33 to 1943 code for a protein of 636 amino acids.